Gymnodraco acuticeps is the source of this 5864-nucleotide messenger RNA. Its product is annotated as microtubule organization protein AKNA-like. Bases 1676 to 5725 code for a protein of 1349 amino acids. The transcript is spliced from 20 exons. The record is from RefSeq and is a predicted model, not a curated record. NCBI's taxonomy places the organism in Eukaryota, Metazoa, Chordata, Actinopteri, Perciformes, Bathydraconidae.
AUUUAACUUCGGGCGAGAAAGAAGAAAAACCUUGUGGCUGUACUGUUUUCGCCGAGUAGCCAAUCAGUGGGUGACAUUCAAAGAUAGCCACGCCCUGAACAACUGUCAUUGGACCAAUAGAUUUGAAUAGAAAAGAGAUGACGUUUUAUUUUCAUGAUUUGGCUGUCAGUACCAGACAAGCAAACUUGAUCAUGUAUGACUUUUAGACACACUUUUGCUCAGUGUAAGCACAGACACACUAAAAGACUCUCAAUAAGUGUCUAAAUACAUGGUUGUAUUGACUUGCUAACGCUAACUAACAUCAGUUAGUCUUUUUGGUGGUUUCACUAUCGUCUCCUAGCAACCUAGUACGUACGCCUGUACGCUGCCAGCCGGGCUCCAGACGCUCAGCGCUGCCGUGCAUACUUCAUUAUUAAUGAUGCCACAGACACUAAACCUUUCGAGAAAGCAUAUGUCAAGAAAGAAAGACUCAGAAACACUGCAGCUCGUUGUAGGAUGAUGUCAGGGGAAGGAGCAGCGGCUGUGGACCGGAUCAACUAAUGCACUGCUGAGAACCAGUUUAAAGGCGGAGUAAGUUACCACAUCAACGUAAUGUUAGACUGUAAAGUUAGCAAAUAGCAGAACGGGAACUGAAAUGUGUACUUGCUUUUUGACUGUUCAGUGUUAGUGUGUAGCCUAUUUGUUGUAAUGCCGCACUCAACAUGGUGGAACAAUUACUGAGUAAAUGCACUCAAGUAAGCUACUGCAGCGUUAGUAUUUUAAAGUAGCCUGUAAUGCAAUUUAAUUGAGCUUUUUUAUUUUUUGCUCAUUGAAACUUAUAUCCUACUUCAAGGGUGGAGGUAAUCUUCACUCCACUACUGUAGUUACUUUGCAAACUAAAAUGAAUUACAAAAACUGUACUAAACAAAUUAUUAUUCUUAAUAGUUAGAAUAAAAAGAGCGUGAACUAACUUACUUGUAAGAUUUUGAAUCUAUGAGUUGUAUCUGUGGUUAACAGAUUUGCACUUCUUUCAUCACUCAUAACAACUCAUUACAUUCACUCAAGAAGCUAUACAGUAGGGUACUUACAGUAAAGUUUGGAUUACUCAUACUGCACUUGAAUAGGUCUUCUGCUACUUAAUGUACAGUAUAUACUAUUACAAAAUAAAUAAAUACAAAUGUGAAAUAAUGUGCAUUUUAUUUUAUUACAUUUAUCUGACAUAUAGUUACUAUACUGUACAUACAAAUAUUACAAUAAAUAUUGAUAUGUAUUAUUAUUUUAGAAUAUGGAUACAAAAUAAAUACCGGUAACUGCAGCAAAAUGCACAAGAGGUACUUUUACUUUUGGUAAAUGUAAAUGCUGAUAACACUUUUUAUAAACUAUUAUUUAAAAUCUAGGACUUUUUCUAGUAAUGGAGUAUUUUUGUAUUUUGGAAUUUAUUUUAAGUAGUUGACUAACAUUUCUUAUACUGCUGUUUCACACACACUUUCAACCAUAAACAUCAUUCACACAAACACUGUACUGUACAAGUCACGCAAACAUUUGACCACACAAUGCAAAGUGUGUUAAAUAAUUGACGGAUUAGCACAUUUUGAUCCAAUGUUGUCACUUAACAAGUUGCGUUGCUAAGUGAUGAAAACAGGUGCUCCAUCCUCCUUCCUUACCCCCUGCCUUGACACAGGUGAAAACAGUGUCCAUGGAGGGAGAGGAAUCAGAUGAGGAUGUUCAGGGAGAGGACCUGCCCACUGUUCUCUGGGAGAGGUGCAUUCAGCAGAGCAUCUUUGUUGACCUCAGUGAGGAUGAAAGUCUCCACCUCAGUGAUUUGGAGAGUUCUUUAGUCUUACAUCUGUCCGAGGCAGAGUCUGCAGCCUCAGAGUCCAGCAUCCAUCUCAGCGGGAGCACAGAGCUGUCACCCUUGGACGUAACCUCCUCAGAGUCCAGUUCUGUCAGCAGUCAGAGUAAGAGGGUUGUAGAGAGCAAGACCAAGAGCAGCAUAUUGCAUGUGUCUGCCCAAAGACCGAACACCGUGCAAGAUGAGCAGCCAUUAAAGCGUGAAGAACCAGGACAAGAUACCAGUGACGAGGAUCAGGAUGACUUACCUUAUGAUGGUGCCCUCGGAAGCCUCUAUUUCAACCAAACGGCUACCUCUGAGGUUGAUAUGAGCUCUGACAGAAGAGAUACAUUUCAUUCAAGUCCUGAUGUUCCUGGUGUGCUUGAAUGUAAUAGAGGAGAUAGAGAGGAAAUCAUCGAAGGCUUGGCUUCUCUUGGUCAUAACUCUGAGAAACAAGAAACUUUGUCGCAAGUGGAUGCCAAUACUGAACGGGAAAACCGUUUGGAUGCCUCCAAGUCAUUUAAGGUUGCCCCCCCAUGUCCUUGUCCUUCAGAUAUGAGCCAGCUGUUGCUGCAACAUUUCUCCCAGGAGGAGUUAUUGCGGUCAGGUAGGCUGAUCGAGGCGGAGACCCUGCCAGAGGUGUCUCUGCUGGAGAGCGUGGAAGACACUUUGUUUAGCUGGCGUCCAACACAUAACAGCACAGUAAUUAAGAGUAACCACUCAGAGAGCCCUAAUUGUAGUUCCAAGACCAACCAGAGCUUCUGUUCGGACAUGAGGAAUGAGAAGACUGCAUCAAAAAAUUCAAGUUUAGAAGAAAAAGCAGAAAGUGAAAUUGAUAAUGUCCCCUCUGCUGCUUCUGACAGUAUAAUAUCUUGCUCUCCAAGUAUAAACUCAGAACAGGGCAGUGGGGAUACAAGUGAUGUAGAUCUAGAGAAUCAGGAAAAGGAUGAAGAGGAUCAUCUGGUUCAGAGAGGCCCACUUGUGCGCACCAGGUCCUUCAGCGACAUCAAGUAUGGCCAAGGCAAGGUCCAUUACCCACUCCCUGACUUCUCCAAGGUAGCCUCAAAGGUAAACAUCCCCAAAGCUCCGAGUGGACCUGUCAAACCUGUUCCUCAGAGUCCCAGCACCAUGCACAGAGCCCAAUCCUCUCCAGGGAUGUUAGAUUUGAUCAACAGAGUCAUGGAAGAUUCAAUCCAGCCAUCUGAGAAGCCCUAUGUCUUCAAAGACGAGGACAAACCGACUGCUCCAGCACUGGUGCAUCACCUGCAGGCUGAAUAUGACAAACUACUUACCAAGUAUGCUGAAGCAGAGAACCUUAUAGAUCAAAUGAGAAUAGGAACCAAUGUUCAGCCCUCCUCAGAGGUGAUGCUUUAUUUAGAGUGUGAAGAUGAUCAUCAGGGAAACUUAGUUGAGGGAAGCCAUGUUGGAUCUUCGCCUCCUCGCCUUCCCACGUCAGAACAUUUUGGUGAGAAAGGAGAAACAACCCCCCAGAGCAACACCACAGUGGUGACCGCCGCUUCCUCCAGCCAGCCUGAGGAGGGUCCCAGUGACGGGGAAAUAAUGACUGCAGAGCUGACAGACAUCAUCAGCCAGUUCAUGCAGAAUGUGGAAGAAUUCAAAUUGAGUGUGAGCAAAAUGUCAAUGAGCACGGCAGAACAGCAAAUGAUGUUGAGGAGCAUGAUGGAGGCUCAGGACCAACUGGAGAGAAAAUACAUCAGUAGGAAGGAAGAGCACCGAGCUCUGGAGAUGCAAAACUACAUGGGCCUGUGUAGGAACGCCGGCACAUUUGACCCAAACAGGUUGGUGGAGGGAGACAUUUUCAGGAUAGGGAUGCACCUUGAGGACAUAAAGGAGGUGAUAGAUAAAAACGUGUGUGAGCAGAUAUCUCCACCCCACUCGUCCUCCACUCCCACACACAUGAAGGAGAUGCUGCAUGUGAAGCCCACUCCUCUCUGCAUGCCCACACCCUCACCUCCACCAUCCCUGCAUGAGAGGCCAAGUGCACAUUUUUCUACUGAGGUGUAUAAGACGGAGGAAGAGGAAGAAAAAGAGGAGGAAGUGGAGGAGGCCAGUGAAGUCCAUGAAGAUGAUGUGUUACAACAAAGCAGUGAACUCAUAACAACGGACAUUUUACUGAAAAUUAACAGCCACUCCCAUUCAAGGUUCUCCUCUCUGUCCUGCAUCAGGAGCUCACUGGGCUCUCUGGAGGGACUGGAAGGACAGACAGCUGAAGAAGAGAGAGGCUCUGUCUUGUCAGAGGCGUUGGAUCACAGUAACAUCUUAGCAUACUUGAGUGAAAGUAGCUCAUCUUCAAGACUGAGGCAUUGGACACCCCACAGACUCACUACAUAUCUCACUUGUUGUUGCAGUAGUAGCACCCCGGAUAGUGUCCUGAACCAGGCAGGUGAAUGUGAUCUGGGCGAGAGUGCUAGUCUGGCUGUGGAGAUCUCCUCUUCCUUCGAUGCACCCAGACCCUCAGAUAGCCUCAGUCCCUCAGAGCCGCCCCUCAACACCUCUUCUGUAUCACAGAGGAUUGUGAGUCCAGAGACAGACAGUGGAUUUGGGAGCUCAUACUUAAAUCAAUCCACCUCCGGACCAUUUCAGCAGAAUCUGCUCACAGAAGGUGUGCAGUCCCAGAAUGAUGGUUUAAGUAGCUCAGCCAGUGAGGGCUCCUGCUCCAACGUGCAGACAGCCAUUCACCCUGUCCCCCAGCGGUGGGCCAGCCCCCACCCCUCUGUCCAGACACAGCCCUGUGGUGCAGCAGUGGAGCACUGGGUGGAGAGCACCACCAAGGAGCCUUCAGUCAGGCUGCAAGAGUUUGAAAGCAGCCUCUCUGCCCAGCUCCAUCACCAAGUAUCUGAACCAGCACUGAGCAUCACCAUGGAUACGGAGGAGAGAGGCAGCCCACUGGACUCGUGCUCCUGCAACAGCGAGGCUAUCCUGGCCUUGCAGUCAGAGGUAUCCCGGCUGAAGAAAGAACUGAACGAGGGCUUGGUCCAGCUGCCUCAUCUGGCACAGAAGAUGGACUAUCUCACCUCCAAAUACAGGCAGGGGCACAAGUCUAAAACCAGACCCCGGACCCACCACAGACCAGCAUGCAACAGUUCCAGUGAGGCGAGGAUAGAGGACUGGAUCUCUUCAGACAUGGAACCAAGCAAGAGCAAAGGUACUCUUCUACCAGUUCACACUAAUAAGCAAAUUGGAGCAAAACACUCCAUGUCUGUAAUCAUUUGCUCUUCAGGUACAGACAGUGGUGACACAUCUGGCUCUGAGAUGAUGUUACAGCUGCAGAGCUCACCUGUAGAGGGCAGGAGAGGCAGCAGCAGUGUGCGAUCUGCACCUGAGAGUCAAUAUAAGCUACAUGAGGCGCUGCAAUCCAACAGAGGGUCAGAGGGAAAGGACUCUCGUCUGACCAGCUCCCCUUUAAAAGGAGGCAAGCAGAGAACACAAACUGCCAUCAUGGAGAGUUUUUACUCCAAGGGGAGGACGUCUCUUUUCUCCUCUCUUCAGAAGCCUCUUCUCCAGGUCAGCUACGGCUCCUGCAGCAGCCUGCCUGCAAGCUAUAAAGUGAGGGAGCCUCCGCUGCACGUCCACAGAAAGCGCUCCACCCAGUCAGACACCGCCCUCCUGCCCAGUGAUGUGUACUUCCAGAGGACACCGUCCCCAGCAGCAGUGUCCUCAAAGACUAUCAGCAGGACAGGCAGACGCAGAGGGAGCAAGGAGGAAGAAAUGAGCAGGACUCUGGACCAGGCUAUAGAGGUGGCCCGCAGCAUGAAGAGGACUACCGACCGCCUGGCCAAGAGGCUUUCAGCUGACCUGGCAGAGGCUCAUCUCCACAGUAAACUGCACAAGCAGCCACGAGGGGGCAGGAAGCAUCGCCACAACAAGAAGAGUUCAUAUCAGUUUACUCUGUAAUCAUCAAUCUGUACUGUGUGUCUUUGUGGACAAUUCAUUGUUGGAUAAUAAGUUAUUUAAAGAUGUGUUUGUGUUAAGUUAUUGUUUUUUUUACAUGAUUGUAUGUUUGUUUAUUUAUAAUUUAUUUGGAAGUCUGAAA